Ambispora gerdemannii is the source of this 418-nucleotide messenger RNA. NCBI's taxonomy places the organism in Eukaryota, Fungi, Glomeromycota, Glomeromycetes, Archaeosporales, Ambisporaceae. The record is from the annotation of a GenBank genome assembly.
GGCCAUUGGAUCUCCAUGUUGUACGCGAGCUUUCUAAAACAAGAAAAUCAAAAUUCUAUUACUUACUUUUGAAAAUGACGGUUGCCAAUGGAUGGAGUUUCAGAUGGGUUGAAAAUCCAGACUCGCUAGCUCCUUUUAAAUUUCUUAACCAAAAAAUUACUCUUCCUACUCACAAACAAUUAGGUGGAAAAAUAUUGGAUGAGACAAUUACUGAAUUUAUGUCUGAAAUUGAAAAAACAGCACAAAAAGAUAAAGUUGGAGUUACCAUAACUUUGGAUGCUCAAGACACUAGUACCAAUAGAUCACGUGCUAGCGAUAUUAUUUUAAAAGUAGAAGAGCUGUUCAAUGAUUUAGAAUCUAGGAGGAUUAAAGCUAUAGCUUUGGUGACAGAUAGUGCAGCAGCCUAUGCUGCGGCAAG